Molecule: messenger RNA, 1383 nt
Organism: Alternaria rosae
Lineage: Eukaryota; Fungi; Ascomycota; Dothideomycetes; Pleosporales; Pleosporaceae
Exons: 3
Coding region: 1-1383 (460 amino acids)
Cellular component (GO): nucleus
Molecular function (GO): nucleic acid binding; zinc ion binding
Source: RefSeq, a predicted model, not a curated record
AUGUCCCAGAAUUCCCGAGGUGGACCGGUUCCUGUCACCGCUGCCCCAUCCACAAUCAGUAUAAGUACCACACCUGAUGGUCGAGAUCCUGCAAUCAUUGCGCUCGAGACCCGCUUCAAAGAGGCCAGCGACCUCGAAGUCUGGGAGCACUGCGUCGGUGGCAGGCGCGUUAAGAAGAUCCCCGCCAUCGCUGACGACUUGGCGAACCACAUCAUUGUCGUCUGCCUUGACUGUGAACACUGGUCUAACAACACCGAUGAGACUACUGAAGUCGGUGUCGCUACUUUCAGUCGUCAAGAUGUACUGCCGAUCGCAGCAACCGGAGACUUCGGAGACCACGGCGAGUACCUAAUGCAGAAAGUCCGGUUCUACCUCUUGCGUACGAUCGAGACAUCCCAUCUCCCAAAUCAGAAUCCAGAGUCGCGGGGAGUCGAAGGCAACCGCUUCGGUCAAGGCCGGUUCGUCACCUUCGCAGAAGCGCGUCAGAUCCUGACCAACCUCUUUGUCCAGCCCAUCAAUCGCAUACCCGGCCUGAGCGGUAACUACCCGAUCGUCGUUCUCGGCCACGACGUCGGACACGAUCUGAACAACCUCAAGUCCAAGGCUAUUGCUUUCGACAUGGAGCCGAUUGGAACCGUCGUUCGCUACAUCGACACCCAGCUGCUGGUUCGUGACAAGGGCUAUUGGAUGAUGCCUCGCAACGAGCAAGUCGGCCUGAGGCGUAUGGUCGAAGAGCUCUCUUUCGAGCAUAGUGAUUCCCACACGGCGGCAAACGACGCCGGUCGUACGUUGAUCUCAGCCUUUCAGAUCGUUUUGGGCGGUCACAAGUGCAAGAGGUUCGCGCACAAGAGCAUGAAGCAAGUGGCAGGCGAUCUGGAGCGCCAUAGUGUGGCGAACUUCGGUGAGAGCCUCGGUGGCGUUGAGAAGUACUGCUUCAAGUGCGGCACUGCUGGCCACAUGAAGCCAGAUUGCCAGGCAACAGACCUUCACUGCGAUGAGUGCGAAGAGAACAAAUGCAACAUCGCGCUAGGAAAGGAACACGUCACCGAGCACUGCAUUUGUGUAGCCAACAAGAAGGCUCUCGUUCGACGCGAAAAGGACGCUAUCGCUCGAGCUCUCAAGAGACCCAACUGGGAUCGUUCGAUGUCACGUCGUGGUAGCACUCGUCCGUCUGGUCCUACCAUGGACUAUGACGGUCUCCGACAGUACUUCGGCUCUGCUGGUGGACAUGGCUUCGUCACGCCUAGCCCUGGAGGACACCCUUCCGUCAGAGGCUUCGGCAGACAUUUCGGCCAAGGCGGCCAUGGCAACGUUUCGUUUGGUCGCGGUCGUGGUGGAGCACACCCUCCACGUGGAGGACACGGAGGAUACAACCAGGGUUGA